This is a messenger RNA of Danio rerio (zebrafish), 1063 nucleotides long. It is a transcript of the gene ppp2r2ab, whose product is annotated as protein phosphatase 2, regulatory subunit B, alpha b. Lineage: Eukaryota; Metazoa; Chordata; Actinopteri; Cypriniformes; Danionidae. Gene Ontology annotation, cellular component: protein phosphatase type 2A complex. Gene Ontology annotation, molecular function: protein phosphatase regulator activity. The record is from RefSeq and is marked validated.
GGAGUGUAGGAGGAGAAAGCUGAGGAGGAAAGACAGAACAUUUCAACAUUUAAUAGCGAACUGAAGGGCUACCGACAAAAAAUAGCGUCUUUCCGACAUUCCUCUUCAUGCAAUUGCAGAGGAGCUGCUUGCAAUAAAAUAAACCCUGCAAAGUUCUCUGGACAGUUCUGAUAGCAAAAACUAGCAGCAGCAGUAAGCCAAGGUAAGAGCCGGAAGUGACGCAACAGCGGACCCGAAAGCGUGAUUCCCAUUCAAAAUACAAGUACAAGAAAAGGAUUUUAAAAAGUAUCAGAAGCACUUUUAUUUUGAAAAACAGCAUUUCCGGCGACUCUCUUGGAAAUUUUGCUCUGGUCGCCUUCACACUGCUUAUCAAGACUAGGGUCCGACAUCGCCACUCUCGCCAUGGCAGGAGCCGGAGGCGGGGGAAACGAUGUGCAAUGGUGCUUUUCACAAGUGAAAGGGGCGAUUGAUGAUGACGUAGCCGAAGCCGACAUCAUCUCUACUGUGGAGUUCAACCACUCAGGGGAGCUGCUAGCCACAGGAGAUAAAGGCGGACGAGUAGUCAUCUUCCAACAAGAGACCGAGAACAAGAGUCAGCCACAGUGCCGUAGUGAAUACAAUGUUUACAGCACAUUUCAGAGCCACGAGCCUGAGUUUGACUACCUGAAGAGCUUGGAAAUCGAGGAGAAGAUUAACAAGAUUCGCUGGCUACCACAGAAGAACGCUGCACAGUUUUUGUUGUCCACUAAUGAUAAAACUAUAAAGUUGUGGAAGAUCAGCGAGCGGGACAAGAGACCAGAGGGAUACAAUCUGAAAGAAGAGGAUGGACGCUAUAGAGAUGCUUCUACCAUCACAACUCUACGGGUGCCAGUAUUUAGGCCUAUGGAUCUCAUGGUGGAGGCCAGUCCGCGAAGGGUCUUUGCCAACGCUCACACCUACCACAUCAACUCCAUCUCGGUCAACAGCGACAAUGAGACCUAUCUGUCUGCAGACGACCUGCGCAUUAACUUGUGGCACUUGGAGAUCACAGACCGCAGCUUCAGUAUCCUACAAACUACAGCAG